CUCUUCAGAGAGGUACGGAUCAUGAAAGGCCUCAACCACCCAAAUAUCGGUAAGCAUCUCUGCUAUACUAAUCUUCCCAGCUUUCAGAGUGUAGUGCCGCAGGGCAUACCCGACCCCAGAACAUCAUCAGCCUAACACCCAUCCUCACGCAAUGUUCCCCUUUACUGUCAAAACAGCUGCUGAGCAGGAGUCAGGAUGAUAUGGACAAUAGUCCCCCAAUGAGCUCAAAAUAAUCCUCCUUUCCAGGGGGAUGCAGUCUCACUUAGGGACACCCAGACCCCCUCGCGAUGCACCUGUAAUGGCCAGAGGGUGUGUCCCAAAUAGCACCAUAUUCCCUAUGGGCUCUGAUAAAAAAUUGUGCACAUUAAAGGCAAUAGGGUGCAGUUGCUCAUGUAAAGCCAGGACAAGUAGACUACCUCCAUUUUUUAAUAAUGCACACAUUUAAUACUGCAUGCAGCUGAACCAUAAACUGUGCUGUACCAUACUGUUGUAUGUAUGCUCCCUCACGACGCCAGGACAGCGGAGUCACUCACCACCUUCCGGAGACAUUUGAAACCCCACCUCUUUAAGGAAUACCUGGGAUAGGAUAAAGUAAUCCUUCUACCCCCCCCCCCCCCCCCCCCCCCAAAAAAAUUGUAAAGUGGUUAUCCCACUGGCUAUAGGGUGAAUGCACCAAUUUGUGAGUCGCUCUGGAUAAGAGCGUCUGCUAAAUGACGUAAAUGUUCCCUUGAGCAAGGCACUUAACCCUAAUUGCUCCUGUAAGUCGCUCUGGAUAAGAGCGUCUGCUAAAUGACUAAAAUGUCUAAAAUGUAAAUGUUGUGCAUUUACAGCACAUCUCCCUGCUCUAAGGAACACACAGUAAAUCACAUUGUGCAUUAUGAACUGUGUGUAUGGUUUGUCUGUGCCACUGUACUGAGGUGUCUGUGUGUGUUUGUGUGUUACAGUGCAGCUGUUUGAGGUGAUCGAGACAGAGAAUACGCUCUAUCUAAUAAUGGAGUACGCCAGUGGGGGUGAGCAGAGUACCUCACCUUAAUCAGUAUCCCCACUCGCUCCUCCAUUUCUCUCUCUCUCAUCUCUUUUCUCUCCACCCUUCCCUCAUACUUUCCCUCUCCCCAGUACCUCUGACCCAUCGAUUUUCUUCUGACCGCCGUCCUCCCUGUCAUUUUCGCUCCCCUUUUUCUCUCUCUCGUUGCCCCUCUCUUUCUCUUUAUUUCUCUCUCUCCCUCCUUCUCUCUCUCUUUGUCAUCAUCGUCCUCUCACUCCUCAUCUUUUCAUUAGCCGGUCAAUGAUCACUCAGUAAAUGACCCAAAGUCAACCAUAAGGCCAGGGAUCACUGAGGUGAAUGAGGCCCUAUAGGCUCCAUAAUGAAGAUACUGAGCCCAGAUCAGUCUCAAUGUAAUAGUCCAUCUCACUUAUGAUGCUACUGCUGCGUAUGCUUCCCUUUGGCAUAGGGGGCGCCGUACUACUAUGGCUGAUAUGGUAUGUGACAAUAAAACAUUUAGAACAUAUUUUUUUAUAUUUUUUUGGUCUUCAUAUUCUUACAUUACAAUUUCUCCUCACUCGCUCACUUAAUGUGUGCAUCAUAGAAAUACAAUAUAAUGAUAUUGUAUGACUCUUAUAAAUACACUAUAUAUACAUCAUUGGUGUGCGGGUCAGCUGUUUCUUCACCCGCACCCGCCCGCAAUUGCUAAUAACCCAUCUGCAACCGGCCGACUAUGUGGUAAAGUGAAAAUCUGAGGCCCGCACCCAACCAUAAACCACAAAUAUAGAAAAUGUGCUGUACAGUCAGAGAUGGCGGAGCUAAACAUUUUUUUGACAGGCCUUUUUAGAUAGCUCUAUGUUUCUGCUUAUAAUUACUGAAAUUUUGGCAGGCUAUUUGUUAGUCAACUUCUAACUACUUCUAUAAUUAGAUAAAUGCAGCUUCUCUUCUGUCAUUACUUGUUGCGCUGGAAGACUAAAUAAACCCUGCUCACCAGAAUAAUGUCAUAAAUCGCUAGAAUGGAUGCUUCAAUCUAGUUGACAUCUGUAAAGUUUUUUUCUUUCAUCUCUGCUUCUAUUGGCCACUCGCCGGGGAGAAAAUGCAAUAAAUAUUAUUUUUUUUAAAGGGAAAUAUUUUCUGUGUCAAAUUUCCAAAUGACAUCAAUUUAACCGGUUUGAAGAAAAUGUAAAGCUGUGAAAAGUACCCAACAUGUUUCUGAUAAGAUUUAAGUUCGGCUUAGAUGCAUAUUUUAUGAGGUUGAAAUAGGCUACUAUCAGCUUUUAUGAUGCUGAUAAAGAUGGCACCUUUACAGAUGGUCCCUAACCGCACAUUCAUUCUCUCAAGAUGCUGAAAUAAAUAAAUGACAUUCCCGAGUCAAAAUGUACAUUUGGUGUAUAAUUUUACCUCAAGAAAUCCUUAAUUUAGCAAGAGUUCAUGUUAUAUUUGGCUAUGUGAGAGGUUAUAGACCUACAGUCUGUCCAGAUUUCUGGCUACUAUUCCAUUUAACCCAUCUGAACAGUAGUUCCCUUGAUGUGCCAUUUGGAAGUCCCCGUCUUGUGACUGUUGAAUUUGUAUAGCGCCUAACAAUCAUCACACAUAACAUAGCCGGCACUGCUAUCAUCCUCUUUACCAAAUCUUUCCCCAACAUUAGACUACUGUUCUGGCCCUCCCUUCUAUUUAUUGUCAACUCUCCAUUUCGCAGCUUUUCUCUUAUUGAAAUAAACUCCGCAUUGUCCUUUUUGCCUCAGUGGAUCGAAGUUAACUUUUUCUGCCGGCGAGCAUACAGUUAGACCCUAAAGCUAAGUCUGCACACUAACUCCAGAUAAAAGUAACAACAUUUAAACCUUAAUGUAGCCUACAGAUAUGAAUUGCACAAGAAGGAUAAAUGUAUUGAUUUUAUAUGCAUUUUCUCUUUCAUGACCAUUAACCCGCCCGCCCCGCGUAUAUAACCGUGGGGACUGCGGGUUAUGAGUCAACCCGUGCAUCACUAAUAUACGGUAUAGGUGCCUCAAUUACACACACUAUUCAACCAGACGGUGUUGUAAGCCUGAUUCUCUGUUUGUUGAUGCGGUUUGUCUCGCUCUCCCUCAGGUGAAGUGUUUGACUACCUCGUGUCCCAUGGCAGAAUGAAAGAGAAAGAGGCGCGGGCCAAAUUCCGUCAGGUGAGAUGUGACCAAAAAUGUAUAAUCACAACAAAACCCAGUGAAUGGUGUUGAUUUGGCCUGUAUUACAUUGCAAGCGUUAUUAUAAGCCUGUAUGUGUCAGUGUCUGUGUGUGGGUUUUUUACUGUGACUUGUCUCACUCCCCUUCCUUCUCUCUCUCGCUCUCUCUCUGUCUCUCUCCCCCCUCUCCCUCUCUCUCUAUAUAUAUCUAUCUAUCUAGAUUGUGUCUGCUGUCCACUACUGUCACCUGAAGAACAUUGUUCACAGGGACCUUAAAGUAUGUGACUUGUUCAGAUCUGAUGACAUGGGCCCUUUUUCACUGUCCAAAAUGACAACCACUCAUUGAUAUUAAGCAUAUCAAUAUCAAUACAUUAACGAAUGUGGAACACUGAUAAUCUCUUUCCUGAAAUGAGCAUACAAACUCAGCCUGAAUUGAACAAACUCUUGAUCCUUAAAGCUGCACUCUGCUAUCUUCACCUGUCUCUGCAGGCUGAGAACCUCUUGCUGGAUGCCGACUCCAACAUCAAGAUCGCAGACUUUGGCUUCAGUAACGAGUUCACCAUGGGCAACAAGCUGGACACGUUCUGUGGCUCCCCUCCCUAUGCCGCCCCGGAGCUGUUCCAGGGGAAGAAGUACGACGGGCCUGAGGUGGACAUCUGGAGCCUGGGGGUCAUCCUCUACACGCUGGUCAGCGGAUCACUGCCCUUCGACGGGCAGAACCUCAAGGCAAGCCCCCCCGCAGCGCAGCCAAAUGUCUUUUACUUUGGCUGAGUCCCAAAUGGCACUCUAUUCCCUAUAUAGGGCACUACUUUUGGUCCGGUCCCAUAUGGUGUGGUCAAAAGUUGUGCACUAUAUAGGGAAUAGGGUGCCAAAUGUGACGUUUUUGGUUACUAAUGCUGCCUGUUGUACUGAAGGGUUUUGUGCUGAUUAGUUCAUGUUCACAUUUUAUUUUCAUGUUCAGUUGAUCAAGAGAAGGGUCCCGUUGUCUUUUAGUCUAUUUGCCAUUAUUAUGCAUCAUGUUUUUGUGUAAUGUUAUAUAACGUUUUGUGCAUGUUAUCUGUAUGUGUUGUUCUCCAGGAGCUGCGGGAGCGUGUUCUGCGUGGGAAGUACCGCGUGCCCUUCUACAUGUCCACCGACUGCGAGGGCAUCCUGCGCAGGUUCCUGGUGCUCAACCCCACCAAACGCUGCACCCUGGAGGUGAGGAGGGCAACUGCAGGCGGCACUCAGCCAUACAGUACACACACACACACACACACACACACCCUGUUUGUGCCAUCUUUAACACAUCGUUUUAUCCCUCCUCAUUAGCAAAUCAUGAACGACAAGUGGAUUAACUCUGGCUACGACGGAGAAGAACUGAAGCCUCAUAUAGAGCCUGUGGAGGACCAUAAUGAUGCCAGCCGCAUCGGUGAAAUACCUCUAACUCCCCUCUACUCCCUACCUACAUAUCGUAUGCGUCCCAAAUGGCACCAUAUUCCAUAUUUAGUGCACUGGCCCCUAGUAGUAGUAGUGGUAGUAGUAUUAUUUUUAUUAUUAUUAUUUGGGACACACCCAUCCUCUUCUUUCUUUUAGCCUGUAUCUCUCUGUAACGUCCCUCAUCUCUCCGCUCGCCUUCAGAGGUGAUGGUGGGGAUGGGUUACACCCGUGACGACAUCAAAGACGCUCUGACCACUCGGAAGUACAACGAGGUCACCGCCACCUACCUCUUACUGGGACGCAUGAAUGAGGUGAGGCACAACGAGACGGUGUGGGUGGGUGGGUGAGAGAGAAAAUCCUUCAUCAUUAAGGCUUUAUGUGUUGCCUGUCUACCUUCCCAGUGUUCCCCCUGAAAUGUUGAGUUUUUUUUAGAUAUAUUUCUGCAGAGACACUCUUUUAAAGGGAUAGUGUGAGAUUUGGGGAAUUCAUUGCCAAAGUCUCGCGCUAUCCCUUUAAGAUCAGUAUAUUUGUAGCAAACAGAGCAAGCAGUGGUGGGAAUGAUAGCCAUGAGCGCAGAGCCACCGCUAGCUCCUCAUCAUCUCCCUGCAGUGCAGUGGCGCGCACCAGUUAUAUUUCAGAUGGUGUCAAAAUAAUUUAAUUUUCAUGCAUUUUGGAGUAGAAUGUCCUUUGAAAAAGUCACCAGAAGUGACCUCAGUUGUUCUACAAAGAAAAUCGCCCUCCGCUGCCUUUGCCACCGCUGCUAACACAAAUCCUAGGGGAACACCUGGCGUGCCGGUCUGCUACAAUACGUGUGUGUGCAUGCCUGUGUGUCCACACUGUCCACAGUCACCUGAGUCCUGAUCCUAACGUGUGUUUCUCUCUCUGUGUGUGUGUGUCAGGUGGAGGGCAUCGAGACUCGGUCAAUCAGCAGUCUGAGCCUGGCGCGGGUACGGCCCAGCACCGUCACCAACGGCACCAGUAAACACUCCACCUCCUCCACCACCUCCGCCUCGGCCUCCUCCUCCUCCCACAGCAAGACCACCCAGCGCAGCGCCUCCACCUACCACCCCCGCAGGAGGCACAGCGACUUCUGUGAGUGGGCUGUCUCUAAGGCUGCAUCCCAAAAUGCACCCUAUUCCCUAAAUGGUGCACUACAUUUGACUAGAGCCCAGAGCUCUGUUCAAAAGUAAUGCAGUAGUCAGUAGUAGUGCACUAUAAAGGGAAUAGGUAGUAGUUACUGUUGAUAUACAUUACUGUCUGUCCAUCUGGGAGUAUUAGGCUAUGUGUCAUAGGAGCUUGUCUAACCGUGACAUUACAUUAAUUAGUGUCUAACCUAACUACUGGGGCGUUUGUGAUCCAACUAGCUGUCCGUCACUACCUCCUCACUUGUGUUUAAAAUGGUUGUGAAGUAGGAUUUCCUUCCGUUCUGCCAAGUUUGAGAAUGUUUGCUUUGUGGGUAUCAGUGUGAGGUCACCAGUCACCGCUUUACAAGUGUGUGAGAUCUUCAUAAUUUGUGCAUUUCCCACUCAUGUCAGUCUAUAAUAUCAUAAGAUGCUGUUUAACCCAAACCAUUUACAGUAGUCCAUGCAGAAUUGUACGUAUGGGUGGCCCCAGCUGAAUUCCAACCCACAAUCUUGGUUUUACAAGUGCCUUGCUCCACCAACUGAGCCAAACAGGACCAGACUUUGAUUCUCAUGUUGUAUCCUCUGCCCUGUCUGUCUGUUGUGCAGGCGGUCCAGCAGCGCCCCCAUCCCACCCCAAGCGUAGCCCCAGCAGCGUGGCGGGGGCAGACAGGGAGCUGAAGGAGGAGGGGGGGCGCAUGGCAUCCCGGAAGGUCAGCAGCAGCGUGGUAGGCAGCCGCUCCAUCCAGCCCCCCUCCAGCCCCAUGGUGAGCAGCGCCAACAAUCCCAACAAGUCAGAGAUCCCCGACCGCCGCAAGGAGAUUAACACCGCCACGGUGAGCACACACACAUGCACAUAGGCCAUGUUCUAGGCUGACUACAUUGCAGCGUUCCAGGCUCACUACAUGUCAGCAAACCACAUCAUAUAAUAGAGUUAUCUGAUGCCAGACUGCACCGUUGAUGAAGUGGCACGCAACCAUUGAUCGGCCUACAACAUGACCUUACACAUAAUUAUACAAUAUAAACACGCACACACACAGGGAAAAGAGGGGUUCACACCAUCAAGAGGCAAUGUUACAAGCGAUAAAUGAAACUAAGAUCAGUGUGCGGGAGAAUGAACCAAUAAUACUUUGAAUAGAGAAUCUACAGAUGAAUGCUAAACUAAGAUGUGGACAGAGAGAAUAGAGAUUUAACGCUAGCGUAUAGGUCCAGAAACAGUAUAGGGAUGAACAACAAUAGCAACAGUGUGAAUGGAGAAUAUGGAGAUGAACCUAAGAUGAACCCUUUGAAGGGCUCAGAGGCACUCUGACAGGGUGGGCUGAGAGGGACAACAAGAGUUCAACACUGAUACUGUGGUUACGUUCCAAAUGGCACCCUAUUCCCUAAAGUGCACUCCUUUUGACCAGGACCCAUAAGUAGCGCACUAGAUAGGGAAUAGGGUGCAAUUUUAUUCAACGUAAUGUACUAUAAAGGGAAUAGGGUGCCAUUUGGGAUGCGUUCGCUGACAAUUUUGAUGUGGGGGGUGGACAUUAUCAGAGUCAGGGCUUUGAAUAGACAUAAACAUCCCUAGCAUUAUGUAACCAUUAGACAAUAACAUUAUAUGGAGGAGAGGAGGGAUAUAUGAUGGAUGCCUUUCUGAAUUUCACCAAAUCACAGUCAACGUGUUAUCUAUCCAACUGUCAUUCUCUCUGCCUUUCAGAACAACGUCCCAGCAAGUGCCAUGAUUCGACGGAACACGUACGUGUGCACCACGGACCGGAACAGCACAGAAAGGCCCUCCCUACUACAGAACGGAAAGGAGAACAGGUGAGCAGAGCGUUUGGGUUUCAUGUUUGUGUUUGAGUGUUGCACAUGUGCUUCUACAUUUGUUGACUCCUUGAGUAUAAUAGCAGGGAUAGUGUACAUUCACUUUCUCAACAUUGUGUGCAUACAUAACCUGUGUGUUUUGACUGUACUGUACUGUAGUGGUGUGUUUGUGUGUAUAACAUUCAUUACAUCUCUUGACUUAGGAGAUAAAGAGCUUACGUGGUGUGUCAGAAUGUGGUGGUUAUCAUGUGACCUGAAGUCCUAGCACUGGGGGAGGGGAAGGGUGGGGGUGGGGGGAAGGGUGGGGGUGGAGGGGGAAAGCAGGGGCUGGCAGUGUCCCAACUUGACCACCAACCGCCUCCUAGGCCGUGUCAAUGCAAUGCCACUCUAGAUGGGCUGACGGGACGCACGUGCUGGAGCACAUAGUUACACCACUGCAUACACACAAUGACAAAAUACACAAACCAACAAACUUGUAAACAUACACAAAUAAUCAUGCUCAUACAGACAUGCAUGCUGUCAUACAAUCACAUGAUACACACAGAAAUACAUGGUCAUAGUAAUCAUGCAUUACAUUCUACACAUUUUCAGUUCCUGCCCCUGGUCUCUUUUGCUUUGGGGCUCAGGUUGAGGGUAAGUGAUUAUGCUCUGAAACGGCUGCAAAUCAACAAAAGGACUCUGAUGUGUCUGCCCUACUCGGCCCCUCUCACUGUGUGUCUGUCUAUCAGAACUCUGGUUAUUUAGAGCGUUAAGUAAAGCAGCCCCAGGCCAACAGGGGCUCAGCCAGCCUAGCUAACCCAGCCAGUCAGGGAGAACUGUAGGGAGCGGGACAAGGGGACAAUGGGAGGGGGAGCUCUGCCAAGUGGAUGAAAGGAUGCAGGGUUAAGGGGACAUGGGGAAGGAGAGGUGGCUGCUGCUGGACGUCCACACGCCUCCAAGCAGAUGUCUGAAAGCUUCAUUUUCAGUCUGUCGCUCACCAUCUCUCCCUCAAGCCCUCUCUCUCUAUCUCCCCCUCUCUCUCUAUCUCUCUAUCUCACCCUCUCUCUCUACUCUCUAUCUCACCCUCUCUCUAUCUCUCACCCUCUCUCUCUCUCUCUCCCUCUCUCACCCUCUCUCUCUCAUCUCUCACCCUCUCUAUCUCUCACCAUCUCUCACCCUCUAUCUCUCAAUCUCUCUCUACUCACCUCUUUUCUCUCAUCUCACUCUCUCACCCUAUCUCUAAUCUCUCACCCUCUCUCUCUAUCCUCACCCCUCUCUCUCUACUCUCACCCUCCCUCUAUCCCCUCACCCUCUCUCUCUAUCUCUCACCCUCUCUCUCUACUCUCACCCUCUCUCUCUAUCUCUCACCCUCUCUCUCUAUCUCUCACCCUCUCUCUCUAUCUCUCACCCUCUCUCUCUAUCUCUCACCCUCUCUUUCUCUCUUUCCCUUUCUAUUUCUAUGCUCACUUUUCUUUUCUCACUUUUUACCAGCCUACCAGUCACACCCCUCCCACAUCCCCCUUUCCAGUCUGUCCUUCCCUCCUCCCUGAUCCCCCUCAGUCUGUUUCCACCAAAGGCCCAGGUCUGAUUUGGCCUCACCAGCCUUCUCUCUCUGUAUGAUGAAAGCCAAUACAAGUGGAAGCUCCUACAUUUACAUUUUCAUUUACAUUUUUGUCAUUUAGCAGACGUUCUUAUCCAGAGCGACUUACAAAUUGGUGCAUUCACCUUAUGAUAGCCAGUGGGACAACCACUUUACAAUAUAUCAACAAAAAACAUUUUUUGGUAGGGGGAGGGUAGAAGGAUUACUUUUAUCCUAUCCCAGGUAUUCCUUAAAGAGGUGGGGUUUCAAGUGUCUCCGGAAGGUGGUGAGUGACUCCGCUGUCCUGGCGUCAAGAGGGAGCUUGUUCCACCAUUGGGGUGCAAGAGCAGUGAACAGUUUUGACUGGGCUGAGCGGGAACUGUGCUUCCGCAGAGGUAGGGGGGCCAGCAGGCCAGAGGUGGAUGAACGCAAUGCCCUCGUUUGGGUGUAGGGACUGAUCAGAGCCUGAAGGUAAGGAGGUGCCAUUCCCCUCACAGCUCCGUAGGCAAGCACCAUGGUCUUGUAGCAGAUGCAAGCUUCAACUGGAAGCCAGUGUAGUGUGCGGAGGAGCGGGGUGACGUGAGAGAACUUGGGAAGGUUGAACACCAGACGGGCUGCAGCGUUCUGGAUUAGUUGUAGGGGUUUAAUGGCACAGGCAGGGAGCCCAGCCAACAGCGAGUUGCAGUAAUCCACUCCUACCCUGUGACUCAGCUCUGUAAAGGUUCACCAUCCCUUUGCCUUAACGCUCAACUAACUCCAGCUAAAGCCUUUCUGGCUCAGAUCGUUUGUCUCAAACGAUACAUUAGAACGGUGAUAUACCCUAUUUUCUUUUGUCAUACAUUAUGGACUGAUCACCUCACUGUUAAUGGUUGAGUGAUGGAUGAACGUGAUGAUGAUCUGAUUGAUUGUUUUGUCCUUUCUCCUCUCCUCUCUCAGCUCCAUGUCCCACCGGCUGCCCCCGGCCUCACCCUCCACCCACAGCAUCGCUGGGGCCUCGGGGACCUCCUCCUCUUCGGGCUCCCGCCUCACCCGGGGCUCCAGCAUCCGCAGCACCUUCCACGGGGGCCAGCUGAGGGACCGGCGGCCUCCCUCCCACGCUCCCCCCACCUCCCCCACUCUGUCCCACGACGCCAGCCCCCUGCCCCACGCACGUACCCGCGCCACCUCCAACCUGUUCAGCAAGCUCACCUCCAAGCUCACACGCAGGUAAGAGGAGAGUGAAGGGAGUGUGAGGAAGCCCUGAGCUUUAGCCCCCCAGGAUAGUGACGCCAACACUUCUAGGCUAGUCCAUAGUGAGGGUAGAAUUCUUAGCUUGAACCCCAUUGACUGGAUAUUUAAGUGAAGGAAUUUCAGUAGAAACAUCAGAAGUGUAAGCAAUCCUAGUCUAAACAGCUGAAAGGGACAGGCAGCAUGAAAUUGGGAGGAUUCUAAUAGACGUUAGUUCUAAUUAUAUGAUGCUGUGCGCAACAUCUUUGUUAGCGAAGCCCAGUAAACUACUCAUCUGUGUGCAUUGAUGAAGACAAUCAACUUUAGUCUAGAUAGCAGGCCUGAACCAAAAGUGAAAAUAAAUGUUAAUUCAGGCAUAUGACCAUGAAAUAGCACCCUAAAUUAGACUAGCGUGUAGUAGAGGCCUUUACAACAAGUUGGACCCGUUCUGAAAUGGACUUGGGGCUUUCCAAUCCAGACCCGAUAUGCAUAAAUACAUUUUUCAAAUAGAGACCCGUUCCGAACAGACCCGAGGACAACUAGACCCGUUCCGUAUAGACCUGGUCGGAUCCAGACCCGGUCCGAUCCGAGUGAGAGAAGCAGCAGAAAAGUCCAUUUUUAAUCUACUUUAUUAACCGGAACUGAUAAAGCGUGAGGGAGAGGAGGUAGAGAGAGGUGACGCUCUAGCAGGGGCCGUGCUGUGUGUUUAGGCUACUGUGAGUGUGAGCGAGUGACACAGGAACGGAGGAGGGAGGGAGAGGAGAGAGAAGGCAACCAACCGAGCCAACUCGCGCUGUAGUAGACUAAUAGCUGCCGUAGCUAGGUUAUUUAUCAUCCAAUAUGUUUACGUAGUACCUGUCUUGACUGCAUCAAACCGGGAGAAGCUAGUUAAGCUAGCUAGCUAGCAGCUAGCUAGGCUAAUUGAUGCUGCAUGCUCUUUCUCGUCCUACAGUUGCAAAGAACAACAACUGACUUCAUUCAGAAUAUAAAGUAGCAGCCUACCUGUUGUCUCUUGGUCGUUGUAGCCUAUCCUUCUCCUUUAACUUUUAAUUCCAUCAUUUUAAUUCCAUCUUCCAUUGAUUAGAUAUGUGUUAACCUUCGUACUACACAGAGGCUCUAUGACUAUAGCCUAUUGCCACUUUGAUGACUUAUGAUUGACCAACAACAAGCUUACACGUGCCCCUCUCGUGAAAAGCAAAGAGUAGCAGUAUAAAUUAUGCAAUUACUGCAGCAGUCGCGUUUGGAUCUGUAUGGGUCCUUCUGGACAAGUCAGUUAAAAUUACACAUACCCGUGACAAUCAUAUCAGAUCCGACCCAGACCCGUGACAUUAUUUAGAAUUCUGGAUCCAGAACUGCUCGGGUCCUGGAUCGGGUCUCGGGUAUUCGGAUCCGUGAAGAACUCUAGCGUGUAGGCUACAGUGUUAGAUGGUGUGUUAAGGACAAGCCAGUUGGGCUUUGUGUGCCCUCCUCUACAGUAGCCUAAGACAGGUGACAGUGACUCUUGCAGUGAUACUUGGAACCCUUUCUCAAUUUGGAGGGCAUUCGUCUUAGCCCUAGAGAGACAGUAAGGUGUGUGUGUGUUUCUGGCCAUCGGUACUCAGACUUACACUGCUGGAGGGUCCGAAAUGCUUCUUACGUCCCCCUCUCUCACUCUCUCCUUAAUCUGCUUUGACUUUCCUCAGGCUUACUUCCUCCUCUAUUAACCACAGGCUUCAAACCCCCACUUACCCACUUCACAUCUCCCUACUAAACUCUCUCUCUCUCUCUCUCUCUCUCUCUCUCUCUCUUGGUCUUGGCUGUUUUUUGGGGAGGUGCUUCAUGUUUUGUUUGUUUCUUAACUACUUUACUCUUCCUUGUUAACUUUACGUUUCCUUGCCAAUCAGCUGCAAUCUUUUAUCCUUCUUUUUUCCCCUUUAUCCAUAUCUCUUUCUCUGUCUUUCUUUCUUUGUCUCUCUCGUUCUCUUUGUUUCUCUCUCUUCUUCCUCGUAGGGUCAAUCUUGACCCCUCUAAGCGUCCGAACUCAAACAAGUCCGUCUCGGGCUGCACUCUUCCGCAGGGAUCAAAAACAGUUAGUAAGUUCUUCUUCCCAUGUUUCUGGCUCCUUCGCUCUGUCUGUCUGCCUGUCCGUCUGUCUGCCAGCACCUCCAACCCCAACCCCUCACCCACUCCCCUCUCAUUCUGUGUGCGCCCUGUCUGUUGUCUGGGUUCAGUACAAGAGCGCGCCCUAGAGGCCACAGGUGACACAGCAUACCCUUGACAACAACAGAACAACAGCCAGCAAGGACCCUGCUUUCCAAAGGCUUUUAAAAUGCGCACAGACGUGUAGUACUUGAUGUAGGAGCAGUUUGGAUCCACUAUACAUUCUUCUUGUAUUUUCAGUUCAAUUAAAGGCAGUUGGUUAAUGGAUUUAUUAUUGUAUGGAUAUCUACCAACUGAUUGUAGCAUUUUAAAACAAUAAUACCUUUGAAAAUCAAAGGGGUCUGAUGUGACUUUGGACUCUCUGGGCUGUUCUUUACCUUCUCCUAAAGCUUCAGGGUGCACCUCACCCUAAUGACCUCACCACUCAUUGUGCAGUUGUGUGUCGUCCAGUUGUACUUUUGAUGACGAUUGUAAGAUGGUGACUCAUUUAAUGAACCCCAUAUAUUCCUCGCAUUGUUAGAACGUCAUCAGUCCCAGAGCAAGUACUGUGAAGCUGUUUCAGUGUUUUUGGUUUAGUCUACCUACCUCUUUGCCACAAAACAACGCUAUCACAAGGCCAAGGAGGUACAGAUUGGAGGGGGUGGCGGUUUUGUUUGUAAGAAGCUGCUGCCAUGCGUCCUUAGCAUCGCUGACACUUUAAACCAGGAUUAGUUGCGUAAUAGAGCCUUUAUCCCCGCUCUUAACGGGAUCCCCUUCACAGUCCCAGCCAGAGGCACAGGCUUGUCAGUCCUUAUCCCCCCUCUCCAAUCCACUCCACUCCCCAUGGGCUCCACUCACUCCCUCUCUCCCAGAGAGAUUUGACCUAACAUGGCAGCCCAGACGCUAUCCCACUGGCAGGUUUGUUUUAAGACACUCAACAGCUCAGAUCUCUCCCUUAUGCUGUUAGAUGGAGAUUUUAUAGAAGGAAAGCUCUAAUUCUUUCAAGACACGCCCAGUUCCUGGAAUGGCAUUUGGGUUGCCAGGUUUGUGGGGACGGCAUUUGAAAUGGGAAGGUUACGCACAUGGGCGACACUCUUUGUGGUGCUUGAACAGCAGCGCCCCCUUGUGUGUGUUAGUUGGAUGUGUAAUGGGACAUCUCAAAACCUGUCCAUACUUUAGUAGUAGUAGUCAUUGGGCGAACACCAUGUGCUUUCAUAUGCUUUUUGUCCGAAUUAAUGGAAUACAUGUUCUACAAACCCACUUAAAAUCCAUCACAGCACACGUUAGAAUUAUCCAGUUAUGUUACGCAUUGCAAGCACUAGCAGCUUUGUAGUCUCUUGGCAGACACCCGAACCUGCCCCAAGCCCUUCCCUCUAAAAUAACACUUCUAGUGUGGCUUCAAAGUGUAUGUUUUUUUUUUAUUUUAUUUCAUUUAAUUUCCUUGCAUUUCGGAAUGUUGAUGUCACUCUGGCUCUGAUGAAUUGAUGGUGUUGUUGUUAAGUUGGUGUUGUGGUUGAUGUUGCCUUGCUGAAGGAAGGAUGGGAACAGGAAGAGGAGGGAACAAGGGAUAUUUCUCUAUUGGCUGAUUCAUUCCUAACACGCACCUUUGUCUUCCUCUUGAGGGUCACAGACGAACCUGAGAGAGUCUGCAGAUCUCCGGUCACAAGGUGAGUGUCUACAAUACAGUAUGUCCCACUGUGAUGAGAACCUCUUUAAUUACUGGCCCAAGAUCAGUUUCCCCAAAUCCAGUUGUAACCACAUUCAUUAUGAUCACACAAUGCAAAACCGAUCCCAGACCAGUUAGAUAGUUGUGACGGAUAUCAAUCAAAGACAUUCUCUAUCACUCCAUGUCUGCCCACUAUUGGGCAGUAUGGCAGCUCCAGGACCAGUAGUUACUAAAGGCAUUUCUAUUCUCUCCCUCACACUGUAGCCUCGGCUGCACAGUCUCUGGUCAAACAGUCUCUGGUUAAAACCAGCAGGUAAAGCUCAGAGCGUGGGUCAAUGCAGCAUUAGCUCUAAAUGCCCUUGGUGUGACUCGUAGAUAGUAGAUGUGGUACCCUGUGCUAGAUGCCUGUGAGUGAGUGCCUCUAAUUAUUUUCUGAAGUAGGAACCUUGUGUGUUUUUUCAAGUAGGUUCCUCAGUGUGUGAUAUUAACAAUUUAAACUCCCCAACCUUUGACAUUAACCUCAUUCUCACAUACUCAAAUGAUUUUAAUAAAUGAAUACCUAUAAUUAUGUAGACAUGCAGAAUACUUACAGAGCUUCCACUACAAAACUUCCAGUCUUAGUUGUGUUGUGUUGGUGGUGUGUGCGUAUAGUUGGUAAGUCAUGCUGUUGAACUAUUACCUAUGUUUCCAAGAGUAGUACGAGUACUAGUGUUUGGUAUCUUGGCUAUGUCCACCCCUAAACCUACACCUUCCUACACAGCAGAUGUGUUUUUGCUAGCGUGUGACUUAGCAAAGUAAGAUGCCACUGCAAGCUGAUUCUGUGACCCACCAGGACAGCAUUCCAAAUAAACAUUUCUGCUUUGAAAUGUAAAUCAAUGCCAACUUCAAUUAGCUGUGCAAACCACCAGGGUUGGGUUUAAUUCCAUUUCAAUUCAGGAAGUACACUGAAAUUCCAAUUCUCUUCAAUGCUUUUCAAUUAGGAAAAUGUUGAAUUAGAAUUGGAAUUUGGUUUACUUUCUGAACUUUUGACUAGAUUGAAAAGGAAUUGAUCACAACCCUGCAAACCACAGACACCUCCAGAAAUAAUAAUGUAAUGACCUGAAUAUACAGUGCAUUCAGAAAGUAUUCAAACCCCUUACAUUUUCCACAUUUUGUUAUGUUAAAAUUGAUUAAUAAAUGUUUUUCCUCAUAAAUCUACACACAAUACCCCAUAAUGACAAAGUGAACAGAGGUUUUUAAUUCUUGCAAAUUUAUUAAAACAGAAAUACCUUAUUUAUGUAAGUAUUCAGACCCUUUGCUAUGAGACUCGAAAUUGAGCUCAAGUGCAUCCUGUUUCCAUUGAUCAUCCUUGAUAUUUUUCUACAGCUUGAUUUGAGUCCACCUGUGGUAAAUUCAAUUGAUUGGACAUGAUUUGGAAAGGCACACACCUGUCUAUAUAAGGUCUGACAGUUGACAGUGCAUGUCAGAGCAAAAACCAAGCCAUGAGGUCAAAGGAAUUGUCCGUAGAGCUCCGAGACAGGAUUGUGUCAAGGCACAGAUCUGGGGAAGGGUACCAAACAAUUUCUGCAGCAUUGAAGGUCCCCAAGAACACAGUGGCCUCCAUCAUUCUUAAAUGGAAGAAGUUUGGAACCACCAAGACUAUUCCUAGAGCUGGCCGCCCGGCCAAACUGAGCAAUCUGGGGAGAAGGGCCUUGGUCAGGGAGGUGACCAAGAACCCGAUGGUCACUCUGACAGAGCUCCAGAGUUUCUCUGUGGAGAUGGGAGAACCUUCAGAAGGACAACCAUCUCUGCAGCACUCCACCAAUCAGGCCUUUAUGGUAGAGUGGCCAGACGGAAGCCACUCCUCAGUAAAAGGCACAUCACAGCCCGCUUGGUUUGCCAAAAGGCACCUAAAGGACUCUGACCAUGAGCAACAAGAUUCUCUGGUCUGAUGAAACCAAGAUUGAACUCUUUGGUCUGAAUGCCAAGCGUCACGUCUAGAAGAAACCUGGCACCAUCCCUACGGUGAAGUAUGGUGGUUGCAGCAUCAUGCAGUGGGGUUGUUUUUCAGCGGCAGGGACUAGGAGACUAGUCAGGAUUUUGAGGGAAAGAUGAACGGAGCAGACUGGGGUGAAGGUUCACCUUCCAACAGGACAACGACCCUAAGCACACAGCCAAGACAACGCAGGGGUGGCUUCGGGACAAGUCUCUGAAUGUCCUUGAGUGACCCAGCCAGAUCCCGUACUUGAACCUGAUGAUCGAUCAUCUCUGGAGAGACCUGAAUAUAGCUGUGCAACGACGCUCCCCAUCCAACCUGUCAGAGCUUGAGAGGAUCUGCAGAGAAGAAUGGGAGAAACUCCCCAAAUACAGGUGUGCCAAGCUUGUAGCGUCAUACCCAAGAAGACUCAAGGCUGUAAUCGCUGCCAAAGGUGCUUCAACAAAGUACUGAGUAAGGGUCUGAAUACUUAUGUAAAUGUGAUAUUUCAGUUUUUCAUUUUUUAUAAAUUUGCAAACAUUUCUAAAAACCUGUUUUAGCGCUGUUAUAAUGGGGUAUUGUGUGUAGAUUGAUGACAUAUUUUUUUUAACCCAUUUUUGAAUAAGGCUGUAGCGUAACAAAAUGUAGAAAAAGUAAAGGGGUCUUAAUACUUUCCGAUUGCACCAUGCAUACAGUUCAGAUCAUUGAGUGGGGCAUGACUGUAGCCUGGUCUAAUGAAUGAGGUAUGAUGGUGCAGCAUUACUUAGAAUAUUGUUGCCUUGAAGAACACGCGUCCUCAAAAAGGUAAAAUUGUGUUGUUGACUUGCCUAACUUUGUUGCUUCCUAAUAUUCUAUUUUAUUGCACUGCGGUAUCCUCUGAAUUGUGCACCACAGAUAUAUUUUUCUAGAAUUGUCUAAUUUAUGGCAGCAUUUUAAGAUGGCAAUGUAUUGUGGAUGCUACAUCCACUCUUCAGUGAAGACUGUUAAAAACAUUUUAUAUACUUUCAUUUCUAUUGGCCUUGUUAUCUAUUUUAAUGGAUUUUAAUGGAUUUCUAUUGAUACAUUUUAAGAGUUGUGGCUGUUAAACCAAACCAUAUAUGAUACUAAUCUAUUUCUCCCCUGUCCCCCUCUUCCCUUCCACUCACCCACAUGAAUGCAUCGUCUCACCCACACGCCACCUGCAUCCUCUUCUGUCAUUCAAUCUUUCACCCCCAAUCACUCCCCCACUCCCACCCACCCAUGCCUCACUCACUUUGCCCCUGCAGUCGCCAUCUACCUGGGCAUCAAAAAGCGGCAGAGCCCCGGACCCCCCGAUGCGGCUGGGAUGUGAGGGUGCGGAGCCCGCGGGACCCGGCGGAGGUGGUGCUGGCGCUGCGCGAGGCGGCUCAGGGCUGCGGCUGCCAGGUCCACCUGGCUGGGCCCUUCCUGCUCUCCUGCACCCACGGGGCGGCUGGCUCACGCGUGGCCUUCGAGGCUGAGGUGUGCCAGCUGCCCGCCGGCCCCGCUGAGACCAGCGGCGUGCGCUUCAAACGCCUGUGGGGGGCGCCGCUCGCCUUCCGGGACAUUGCCACAAAAGUGUCCAAGGAGCUGGAGCUCUGAGGGCGACAGGGGGUGGGGCAGAGGGCUUCUACACUGGACAGACUGACCAAGGGGGCGGGAGAAGGAGACGGGCAGAACCCGC
Coregonus sp. 'balchen' is the source of this 17667-nucleotide messenger RNA. The record is from the annotation of a GenBank genome assembly. NCBI's taxonomy places the organism in Eukaryota, Metazoa, Chordata, Actinopteri, Salmoniformes, Salmonidae.